This is a messenger RNA of Coregonus clupeaformis (lake whitefish), 2026 nucleotides long. Its product is annotated as biotinidase-like. The coding region runs from base 327 to 1919 and encodes 530 amino acids. The transcript is spliced from 7 exons. The record is from RefSeq and is a predicted model, not a curated record. NCBI's taxonomy places the organism in Eukaryota, Metazoa, Chordata, Actinopteri, Salmoniformes, Salmonidae. Gene Ontology annotation, molecular function: hydrolase activity, acting on carbon-nitrogen (but not peptide) bonds, in linear amides.
UAGUCUGCCAUAAAACCUUAUAGGAGAAGAUGAAGAAGAAGAAACAGGGCAGUAGAAAGAACAACAAACAUUGAUUAGCGAUAGCUACAGUAGCUAGUUACAAUGUAACAACAACGUGUUAAUAUUGCAUCCAUUAUAUCAACAGCUAUACUUUUGUGAAACUCACGACGUAAUUGUGAAGCAGGUCAGAAUUAGAAACAACCUCGCAGUAUUAUUUGUUUAACGAGUGUUACUUUGGACUGAGUGACCAUUGAACUCGUACUCACCGGUCCCCCCUAUCAGAAGUCCGAAGUUCCCCACCUAUCCCGGGCUCUGGUCAGUCAGCCAUGUCCCUCCGUGUCCUCCUGGCCGUGGCGGUGGUGGCUGUCCUCUUUCUGUUCCCCGUAACGUUAACCCGGGCUGGGGACAGGACAGAUGGGUCUCGCGGCCAAUCCUACGUGGCGGCGGUCUACGAGCACCGGGUGAUUCUGAACCCGGCGCCGCACGUGCCUCUGUCCCGGGCGGCGGCGCUCAAGCACAUGAUGAGCAACCUGGAUGUGUACGAGGAGCAGGCCGCGCGAGCGGCGGAACAGGGGGCUCAGAUCAUAGUAUUUCCAGAGGACGGUCUCCAGGGGUUUAACUUCAGUCGUCUGUCCAUCUCUGCUUACCUAGAGACCAUCCCUGACCCACAGUCUGAGGACUGGAACCCCUGUACACAGACAGACAGACAUACUCACACUGAGGUCCUCCAGAGGUUGAGCUGCAUGGCUCAGCGUCACAGCCUUUACCUGGUGGCCAACAUGGCUGACCUCCAUCCCUGCCCUCAGACCUCCCACCCCCCCUGCCCACCCGAUGGGCGAUGGCAGUUCAACACUGACGUAGUCUUCAGGUCUGAUGGUUCCCUGGCGGCGCGCUAUCACAAACACAACCUGUACUUCGAGAACGCCUUCGAUGCCCCGCCCAGGCUAGAGGUGGUGGCCUUUGACACGCCGUUUGCCGGACGGUUUGGAGUGUUAACCUGCUUCGACAUCAUGUUCCAUGACCCUACUGUCAGGUUGCUGGAGCAGGGUAUCAGACAGAUGGUCUACCCCACAGCCUGGAUGAACCAGCUUCCUCUGCUGUCAGCGGUUCAGUUCCAGAGAGCCUUCAGUCUGGGAGCUAACACCACCCUGCUGGCAGCUAACAUCAGGGCAGACAGCCUGGGCAUGACAGGCAGUGGCAUCUUCACCCCUGGUACUGCCGUCUACCACCACGCCAGGGCUGGGCAGCCAGAGGAGGGGAGGCUGCUGGUGUUGAGGAUACCUGUCCUGGACACUGACUGGCUGGGAACAGAGAAGAGGGCCAAGGGGCUGGGAACAGAGAAGAGGGCCAAGGGGCAGGCAAGAGGAGAGGGGGAGGAGAGCCAACACUGCCAGGAGGAAUCUCUCUCUGCCUCUCCUCCUACCCUCUCUCCCACUCCCUCCACAUCCCCCUUUCUCUUCACCUCCUCUAUGAUGUAUGAUCCGUUCUCCUUCGUCCUGCUGCGUGGUUCAGAGGGCCAGCUGACUGUGUGUGAUGGUCCUUUCUGCUGUCACCUGCAGUACCGACGCUCCCCACAGGGGGACAAUACGGAGCUCUAUGCUCUAGGGGCGUUCUCUGGCACUCACACGGUUAACGGACGCUACGGUGUACAGGUGUGUGCGUUGGUCCGCUGUUUGGGGUCGGAGGUCAGCUCCUGUGGACAGGAAGUGGAGGAGGCGGAGUCUAGAGUGGACUUCCUAUUGGAGGGGAAGUUCGGAACGCGUCACGUUUACCCGUCGUUGCUAGGUAGCGGCAUGGUUCUAGAACAACCUGACCAGGUCAAGACGACUGCAGAUGGUCGAGUGGCCAUGAAACACUCAGGGAUGACCGUCGGGCUGGUGACCGCAUGUCUCUACGGCAGGGUGUACGACCAGGACUAAGGUGUGAGUAAGAGAGAGAGAGAGUGUGUGUGUUUGGGUUAAAUUAUUGUGUGGUCCCAUAAAGUGGGCCUAUCUUCUGCCUCAGUAAAUAAAUUUUCUCCAACCUC